UAUCACUGCGCAAGCGUGCCGGAAGUCCCGCCAUUGCGGCGCGUGCGCAAGGGGAGUCAGUCAGACCCAGAGCGGGUCCUCAGCGCACUCGAAGAGAGCGGCGUGAGAGUCGCGAGCCCAGCGGCGGAGCCAUGCUGUCCCCGGAGGCGGAGCGGGUGCUGCGAUACCUUGUUGAGGUGGAGGAGCUCGCCGAGGAGGUGCUGGCGGACAAGCGGCAGAUUGUGGAUCUUGACAUCAAGAGGAAUAAGAACCGAGAGGGCCUAAGGGCCCUACAGAGGGAUCUCAGCCUUUCUGAUGUGAUGGUUUGCUUCGGGACUAUGUUUAUCAAGAUGCCUCACUCUCGGGUGAAGGAUAUGAUUGAAAAAGAUCAGGACCACCUGGAUAAAAAAAUAGAAGAACUUCGGAAACAACUUAAAGUGAAAGUCAGCCGCCUCUUUGAGGCUCAAGGCAAUCCGGAGCUGAAGGGCUUUAACUUGAACCCACUCAGUCAGGAUGAGCUUAAAGCUCUUAAGGUCAUCUUGAAAGAAUGAGACUCAAGUACCAAGAUGGAGACGUACAACCACCAUCUCCCCUGCAGUCAUGGAGGCCCCAGCAUUUCUGGCCUUGAAACCUGCAAUGACAGGAUUGGCCCUUCAAGGGCUCAGGCAUCAGGAAUCUGGUGUGGCUUCUGCACAAAGCUUCUGUCAUAGCUCUUGGCUGCUGUGCAGUAGCAGGGACCCCUCAGCCUGUCCCUGUGUGCUGUGCCUGCCGCCUGGGGCUUGGUGGACACAGGACCUAUUGACAGGGCCUGGCAGCCACCAGUCGGUGUGGGCGUGAGAAUGACUGCAGCAGGCGCUUCUCAACAUUGGCCUGCUGUCCAGAUGGGCCCCAGGCAAGGGCACAGGGGACGGAGAGGGGUGGAGCAGGAACUUCCAGCAGGCAUUCCUCAGAACAGAGAGGCAGUUUGGGUCAUUGAGUGGUGGGAGUGGACCAGAGCAGGAGACAGCUAGUGGCCUCUGCAGGAAUCACAGACUGGGUGCCCCAUGUUCACACAGGCCUCCGGGGGCAGACACAUUACCCUACUCGCUCUAGCUCUGGCCUUGUUCCUGCUGCGUGCCAGCUGUGACUGCUCUUGGGUAGGAAGAGCCUUGCUGAGGUGGCCCUGGGAGGCCCAGUGAGUUACCCACCUGCUGCUCUCUGAGCACCCUCCCCUGCCUUUCUGGUCUGAGAUCCUAAUGUUUGUACUGUAGGGACAGAACUGUCUUGUAGGUGCUUUGAGGGCUCAAUAAAUGUUUCUUAAAUGAA
Molecule: messenger RNA, 1284 nt
Organism: Chinchilla lanigera (long-tailed chinchilla)
Lineage: Eukaryota; Metazoa; Chordata; Mammalia; Rodentia; Chinchillidae
Gene: Pdrg1
Product: p53 and DNA-damage regulated 1
Exons: 5
Coding region: 132-530 (132 amino acids)
Source: RefSeq, a predicted model, not a curated record